Molecule: messenger RNA, 1253 nt
Organism: Etheostoma cragini (Arkansas darter)
Lineage: Eukaryota; Metazoa; Chordata; Actinopteri; Perciformes; Percidae
Product: protein-methionine sulfoxide oxidase mical3a-like
Exons: 9
Coding region: 132-1253 (373 amino acids)
Molecular function (GO): protein binding
Source: RefSeq, a predicted model, not a curated record
UUAAACAGGACUUUGCAGACACGGCGCUGCUUCUCUCCAAGGCCAAUGUGGACCAGAAUGCAUUGCAGGCGUUUGCCCGCGAGGCCGCCGACUUCUCGACCAAUCAUCAGCUCCCGUCUCUGGACUUUGCCAUGAACCACCGCGCCCAGCCGGACGUGGCCAUGUUUGACUUCACCUGCAUGUACGCGUCGGAGAACGCGGCCGCGGUGCGGCAGCGCCACGGGCACCAGCUGCUGGUCACGCUGGUGGGGGACAGCCUGCUGGAGCCCUUCUGGCCAAUGGGAACAGGGAUAGCUCGAGGUUUUCUGGCGGCGUUGGAUUCAGCCUGGAUGAUCAGCCGCUGGAGUCAGGGAGCGGCUCCGCUGGACGUACUGGCAGACCGAGAGAGUCUGUACCGUCUCCUCCCUCAAACGACUCCAGAGAAUCUCCAGAAGAACUUCAGUCUGUUUACAGUCGACCCGACGACCAGAUACCUGAACACCAAGCUGCGGCUGACCACACCUGCCCAGGUGAGACACCUGGUGGACACAGGUGAGGGGACGGGGCUUAACACAGCCUGCGGUGACAUCAUUCGCCUGCCGUCAUCCCACAGCUCUCUCUCUCGGUCCAAUCAGCUGCUGACCUGGUGUCAGGAGCAGACACGUGGUUACUGUGGCGUUGCCGUAAACGACCUGACGACUUCCUGGGAGAGUGGGCUCGCUCUCUGUGCCUUGAUUCACCGAUUCAGACCGGAUCUCAUAGACUUUGAGUCCCUGGACGCGUCCUCCGUGGACGCUAACACCCGGCUGGCAUUGGACGUGUCUCAGCGAUACUUCGGGAUCUGUCCCCUGAUGACAGAGGACGAGAUGUGGUCGGACUCUCUGUCUGUGGUGAUGUACCUUAGCCAGUUCUACCAGCUACUCAGGGACACAGCCCCCCCUGCAGGUGAUCUGAAUCCGAGCUCUGACCUGAGAUCAGCACCUGUCUUACUCCUCAGCAGACUGAGGGACACCAAGGAUCAGAGAGACGCUGUAAAGAGGAGGAGGACGAGUCGGCAGGUCGGUUUAUUUUCUAUUUUAGAGACCAAAGAAUAUAUAUAUAUUCAGGUCCGGGGACUGUGGGGGAGCAGCACUCCAUCACUCUCCUUCUGGGUCCAACAGCCCCUACACCGUCUGGGGGGGUGUUUGGGGUCAUUGUCUUGUUGGAAAAUAAAUGAUGGUCCAACUAAACGCAAAUCGGAUGGGAUGACAUGCCGCUGCAGGAUGUUGUGGUAG